AUGGGCAUCUACCCUGGAGGAAAAAGCACGCGUAUCGAUUCUCCGCGCCAUCUAGCGCUACGUCACUACAGACGUGUUAUUUCCGCCAAUCAAGUCAAAGCCUCUUCCCAGCCAACAACAUUCCUGGCAAAUGGUGAAGCAGUCAAAGAAGAAAUCGAUUCCUUGGCCCCAGGUGAACAGAAACUCAACUCAUUCUGGGCCCCCGGGAUCGAAGCAGGUCCCAAACAUACCAUCUCCGUCAAGCAGAGUAUCAAUGCAAACGGAGAAAUACUCAAUUUAGAAGCUGAUCAGAGCUUCUAUGUUGAUGCACCCCAAUUCUCUCUGCCUGAUGGGAGCGUUCACUCUACGUAUCCUCCAGCUGGGUACAGCGAUGAUCAUCGUAUCUUGCCUCAUGUCGUCUUGACUGAUCCUCAUCUCCCGUGGGAGAGGCUGGGAAGUCCGAAAGCUGGCACCAACAAGGAACUCAAGGCUCAGAUGAAAAUGCUGGCCUUGAAUCCUACUGGCCAAGGGGUUCCACCACGGAACCGUGUACCUUGGCUUGUUAUUUUCUCCUUCUCUCAAGAUGAGCUGAGACUACCUCCAGAGCACCUGGGUGGUUCGGGAAGCAUCUUUCGUAAUACCAGUAGUGGUGUCAUCAAGCCGGUCAAACAGUCAUCCACCAUGACAGUCAGCAUGAGCAUCGCCGACUUGUGGAAGUUGACCUCUGAAGUGACAACUCCCGUCACGUCGAGACUCGGUCCUGGCUCCAUGGCAGAAAGCCGUGGCGACUUUAUCUUCGUGCCGCCAGACCUGUUCACCAGUCUCUUCUCGACCUUUGACGGGAAGGGUAAUCGGGUCAAGGGUGCUAGCCCCGAGACAUCGCAGUACCAAUACCUUGCUCAUGUUCGCAAGAUCAAUGGUUCUGGAAUGGCUCUCGCUGGUGUUGAAGAUACAGCCGUGUUUAGUAUCGUUGUGGGUAAUAGGUCUGGACCUCUUGAAAAUACCAUUCCAACCACCAUGUGCGCACAUCUCGUCUCAAUCGAAGGUGUCGAGGCGAUGAAUUAUCCGACACAGACGCACAAGUACGUGGCUCUUUCGUCACUGUAUAGUUGGAACUACACGGUCCUUCCACCAAAUACACUCAACGUCCCAGACGCUUUCGAGAGUAUCGGUCGCACCCUCAACGUGUUGCGAGCACCAGAAGAAGUCAUCACGCCUCUGCAAAAGUCAGACGACAAGAUCAAACAACUAGUCGGACGCCGUCUGACUGAUGGAUACACCCUUAUGAAAUACAGGACCCAAACAGGCGAGGCGACUGUGGCACUGUAUCGUGGUCCCUUCACGCCUACAUAUGUCCCAACUUUGGAACAUCUGACCAAGUGCUCAACAUCAGGGUUGGACUUGCAGAUCCUCGAUAAGCAGAUCGGCAUCAUGGAUAUCACAUACUCUGUUGCAUGGCAAGUCGGACGUACAAUGGCUCUUGGUGAUCAAGCAUUUGUGGCUGCUCUGGGACGUGUACGAAGCGAGGUUCACGCAGACGCAGCUAAACAAGUCAAGAUCAAUGCUAUCAAAGAUGUCAGAGACACUGCGUUUAGAACUAGGAAUGAUCUCCUGGAAGACCUUUCUUCUAUGGUCAAGGGUCUGACUGAUGUUCACCUUCACAAACGAGACUCAGACUCUGAGCUCGGAAGGGCACGACCUGGCAGACCCGUCUUUAGACACGGAGGACCCAAGAGACGUUGGUUCCAUAAAAGGCUCCGACGUCGUGAUCGGCCUUCCCUUUCGUUCUCUUCACCUGUCUUUGAAGACAAGUAUCCAGAUGCUGCGCUACACUCUGCCCGCAGACUGGCGUCGAGUCGAUCUGGUGAUCCAUAUGACGAGACGAACGAUCCGCAGUCUUCAGAUUGGAUGACUGUGCUCUCAUGGCUGGUCGAUCGUAUGUUUCUUGCUGGUGUGCCAGCACACUGUCUUCUCCCAGACCCGUCAUACCUCGGGGAAGAAAGCCUCCGUUUCUUCCAUAUCGAUAGGAACUGGGUAGAUGCCAUGAUCGAUGGAGCUCUAUCUCUGGCGAAUCAUUUCGGUACCGAUGAGGACCGUGUGGCUAUCAAGAAGGCUCUCAAUGACUACAUCCACCGUGUCCCUGACGGAAUGGAUCAUCGUGUGCAGAUACCCGCAUACGGAUUCUAUCUCCGUUCCGAUCUGGUGACCAUGUUUCCGGAUCUUCGGGUCGAAGUCUUAUCCAAUGACUCUGCUCUUAAAGCUGCUGGUCAAGUUCCUCCUACUGGUGCACCUCUUCUACGACACGAGAUUAUUGCCGAUGGAGUGAUGAUGGCUUUCAUGGAUCGCGCACCUGGAUCUGCACAGUUCUCGUCUCUAGUUUUGACGCAGCCAGCUCAUCAACAGCGGUUUGCCGUUGCUCGAGGACUUGAAACUGGGGAGAUAAAGGUAGAUAUCAGACGGCAAUACACCGUUGACCAGAGUAUUCGAGAAACCGAUGGAGACAGACGCAAGGCAUUGAAACAAGUCACGUAUACUCCGUCCUCGGCCAACAACAUAUUCACAUGGAACUCCCAGCCCCAGAAUGUCAACGACUUGCGAAUCCUUCGUCUACCCGCAUUCGCAGAUCUUCAGCUUGCAACUUUGCGGGAGAUGAUGGGGAAGCAACCAGGAACAAACGCACCUUACUUUGAAGAUGACACUUCAACUUCAGCACUAUUCGCCAUGCAGCUGAAUGAUCCCAUCUACAACUUGACAAUUAAUAUGCGUGACUCUUCCAGGGCUUCGCGGGCAUUAGCUGAUUUGGCACCACCUGACUCUGGAGAUGGAAGCCCUGAGGUGAGGACCAUGAAUAUGCUACAGGCAGUGCGAGUUAAGAAGCUCUCUAUUCCUGGUGCCGCCGUAGUCACUGCAGCUAUUGAAGAGGAUUCAGAUCAGGAUGAAGAAGGCAAUAUCAGCAGUUAUGAAGGAUGGGACUACUCGAGACCUACGGCCUACGCGCCUUCUCACGAUGGCCUGUCAACUUGUCUAGCGCCUCAUGUCAAAACCCUACCACUUUAUAGUGGUUCAAUCCCCAGCGCCCCAGCUAUUUCCCCCAGCACAACAUCAAUCGGUCACGGUGGAACCCUUUUAAGCAACCGACCACCAGAAUCAGAGCCAGCGUCAGCACCAAGGUUUCUCAUACGUGUCAGCAGUAACUCAACCGAAACCCAUGAUCAAGUCAUACUAGACAGGACAAAUCUUCCCCAGGACCUAAUCUUUUCCAUCGUCCUCAAGCAAAGCGAGAUCAACCAGUAUUUACUAAUGGAACUAACCAUCGACAUCGCGCUUGGAUCCAACGACCCGACAUACUUCUUGAUGUCCAAUUACACCGGUCCAGGCGCACACAUGUUGACGAAUCUGCGCUUCAACGUUAUUCCUACGACGUUUCAUGAUACGAAUCAUAAUCAGUAUUGCCUGCGUAUUCGACUUCUUCCUAGAGCUGAGAAAGGAUGGGUUAUUGCCCCAACUGUCAAUGAGUUGAGUUUCCUGUUGGGCUUGGCUAGUAUUAAUGCUCCGAGGGGCGGAUUUGGAAGUACGACUGCGACUAUCCAGUCUCGAGCUAGGUAUUGCAGAAAUCCGGCUCGGGUGAUGGAUGAUAUCAAUAUCAUGAUUGUUGAGAAUCCUCCGGUCUCGGUAACAGUGGCGAUGCGGUAA
Molecule: messenger RNA, 3672 nt
Organism: Fusarium poae
Lineage: Eukaryota; Fungi; Ascomycota; Sordariomycetes; Hypocreales; Nectriaceae
Exons: 1
Coding region: 1-3672 (1223 amino acids)
Source: RefSeq, a predicted model, not a curated record